GGAAUCAGACCGACACCCUGCUGCUUCAAACCGCUUCUCUCUGCUCUGGAACAGAAAUAAAAACCUCGUACAUUCUCGCCCAGCUUCAGUGCAUCGCUCAGUGCAUGUCUGCAGGCUUGUAACCCCCCUCUCAGCCGAGGACCCGACACAGGACCUGGCUUUCUCCAAACUGGAUUCCCGGAGCUCCUCACCAUGCCUGCCCGGGUUUAGAUUCUCCAUGGAGCUCUCUAACCUGUACGAGGUCGCCCCCCGGCCCCUGAUGAGCAGCCUGAACCACGGCCAGCAGCCCUCCUCCGGCUACAGAGACCCGGGAGACCUCGGCGGUGAGAUCGGAGACAACGAAACCUCCAUCGACCUGAGCGCCUACAUCGACCCGUCGGCUUUCAACGACGACUUCUUGGCCGACCUGUUCCACCACAGCUCCCGGCAGGACAAGCUCAAGAUCAUGAACGGAGAGUACGAGUCGUUGCCGUGCGGCCCGGGGCCCCAGCAGCUCUACAUGUCCAACUACAUGGAGUCCAAGCUGGAGCCGCUCUACGAGCACAACCCGCCGCGCAUCCGACCGGUCGCCAUCAAGCAGGAGCCCCGGGACGACGAGGACCUGAACCCGGGCAUGCCCCCCACCUACCACCACCCACACCCGCAUUCCCAGCAGUACUCCCAGCAUUCCCAGCAUUCCCAGCAGCAGCAGCAGCAGCAGCAGCAGCAGCAGCAGCUGCAGAUGCCGCACCUCCAGUACCAGAUCGCGCACUGCGCGCAGACCACUAUGCACCUCCAGCCGGGCCACCCAACUCCUCCGCCGACCCCGGUGCCCAGCCCGCACCAGAACCACCACCAACACCCGCACCAGCACCCGCAGCAGGGCGGCCUGAAGCUGCUGGAGCAGCAGCGGGGAGGCGGGAAACCCAAGAAGCACGUAGACAAGAGCAGCCCGGAGUACCGGCUGCGGCGCGAGCGCAACAACGUGGCCGUGCGCAAGAGCAGGGACAAGGCCAAGAUGCGCAACAUGGAGACGCAGCAGAAGGUGGUGGAGCUGACCACCGACAACGAGAGACUGAGGCGGAGAGUGGAGCACCUGACCCGGGAGCUGGACACGUUACGGGGCAUCUUCAGACAGCUGCCGGACGGAUCCUUCAAACCCAUGGGCAGCUGAGAGACUACUGAGCCGGACUGGAGCCAGACUGGAGCCAGACUGGAGGCGGACUGGUACACUGCUGGAUUUACACACACACAUGGCUCUACAACUCUUCAUGUGUAGGACGGACUGAGAGCUGUGAGGAGACAGAGGCAGCUGAGGUGUUCGCUGCAAAGAUAAAUGUCAAAACGAAUCAUUUGGUCUUUUACUGACUCCAAAAGCCAGCGGGACCCCCCCCCCCCAGUUUCCAGUAUUCAGCCUUCAACCCUUUGGUUUUAAAAUAAAAAAUAACUCCGCAGCCAGUUUGGUGAGAUAAUGUAACCUGUUCUUUAGUGUCAGGGAUUCUCUGGAAACAAAUGUCAGAUGAUAAAACAGGAGAGAAAAUGAGGCCCGAUUCGAGGCAAUCCCUGUGUUAAAGUUCUGUUUUUAUUGGAUGCAGGUGAAUCAUCUCACCAUCAUCUCAUUGGCUGAUCAUUGUCACUAGUUCUGAGAAAGUAAGACCCGUGUUCACUCAGCAAAAGACUCAAUGACUGGUUCCGACUGCAUCUUUUGCAGCGUUCAUGUGCCUUUUUAAACUUUUGUGCAAAAGCCAAUAAGCUCGUUCCCCCUGCAGAUCCACACAACAGAGGACUGGUUGUUUUUGUGCCUUAUUUCCGUACAGACUGUGUGCCAUGACACACUCAACUCACAUAUCAGAGCAGCUAAGGUAGGGCAUGGUGGUGAUGAGCCCAAAUCAGCCUGUUGUGCAUGUUUUUCCUUAAUUAUUUUUGUCUGUUUUAUACAAGUUACCAUCUCCAUAUCCUUUCCUGAUAAACUAGAAUUUGUCUUAAUAGAGUUAUGAAAUGCAAAGUGCACACUGCUUUUAUAUAGGCUAAAGUGUAUGUGUAUGUGCGUGUGUGUGUGUGUGUGUGUGUGUGCGUGCGUGCGUGCGUGCGCGUGUGUAUGUUUAUGUGACUUCUGCAGAGACAAUAAUGCAUGGAUUCUUGCUCAGUUUUACUUGUUUCUCCACACGAGUGAGGUGCAGGGCCGCCGGACCGCUCCGGGACGAGAUCUGUCCGACGGUGUGGACAGUGUCACGAUAACAGGCACAGCAGCAUCUGAACACCAGCGAUCAGAUGAUAGGAAGUUCAACUGAUUUUCAUGUUUUACGAGACAGAAAAAUCCUUAAACGUUCAAAGAAAGUCAAGUCUUUCAGCUGCAGAUUUGGGUCAAUCGUAGCUUUUUAUUCACUGAGACAUGAGAACUGUGAACCACGACAAUAUCUCCAUACCGCUCCUGUCAGGUGAAAACCUUGUAUAUCCACUUUUAGGGUUGAUUUCGUGCUUUCGGACCAGCCGGAGUGAAGGUGCUUUGAACCUUGUAGCCUUUUGCACCGUGACACAAAAAAAAUGCUUCAUCUUCCCGCUCAAAAACAAGGUGGGUCUUCUCUCUUACUUCCCUAAAAGCUGAUACUGUGGAGAUACAAGUUUUUCAUCGGUACGGAUGAUAAUAAUUGAGUUAUUGCCCAGCCCUGAGUAUGGUGGUUUAAUGCCAAAGUGAAAAAUGCAAACACACACAGAAACACAGAAACAAAGACUGGAAUUGAAACUGUGGUACCUGCUUCCAUGUGCCACCGUCCGGUUGAAACCACGUUUCUCCAAACCUGCUGCAGCGCGUUUGUUUAACGCUGACGGUGCAUUUUUUAAAAGUUUAGAAAAAUGUUUCACGAGGCUAAAACGAGGAGAAAUUUUCUGUCCGUUUCUCCAGAGUAAGCUGUGCGUACAAGGAGAUGUGUGGUUUUCAGAGGACGGUGACAGUGAGGCAGCUCUGUCGAAUGCACUAUUUGUUGUCAAAUGAAGCACAGUGUUGUCUUUGACACAUGCAUGGGUACUGAUCUGAAAAGAAAAAAAGAAAAACACGCCUCGCUCUACAUACGUGUAUUUAUGUGUCCUUGGUUUUGAGAAAAAACAAACAAAAACAAAAUGUGAAAAGGGUUUCUAUGCAACGUGUCUCUUCCUCUUUUCCACUGUUGUAUCAUCACACACACACACACACACACACACACACACACACACACACACACACACACACACACACAGAGUGCCUUCUGAUCCUCUGAGAUGACCUUUAACCUCUUGCUGAUCUGCUCGUGGCUCUGUUGAAAGAUUUUUAAAAAUCGUGUCAGCGAGGAAAAAGGAAGCACUUUUGUUUUUGUUUUUUUUACAAACUGAUGUUAAACCGAUGUUUGUUGCAAAGUUAAGGUCUCAAUUGUAAAAUAAGCCUAUAUAUAAAUAUAUAUAUAGAUAUACAUAGAUAUUUAUAUAUCUAUAUAUAUCUAUAUAUACAAAUAAAUAUAUAUAUAAAAUACCAAAAAAUCUGAAUUAUUAUAAUAAAAGAGCUCGUUUUAUCACAUUCUGUCGUUGCUUUGUUGUGUUUUUUGCUUCCAGAAUCAGGAUUUCUUCCCUGUUUGAAAAUUUGAUUCGUCAGAAGCCAGAAUUCCUUUUGUUUUUUCACUGACAACAACAGGCAUCUGUAAAUUUAUUGUAUUUUUUUAUGACUUCAGGCAGAUGUCUCACAGCCAAUAGGGGGCGCCCACGGGACUGUCAGUCAAAACUAAAAGUCCUCUAGCUUCAGUCGUUUCAGUCUGUGGAUCUGGACCUUCUCACCUCAGGUCACUGAUGUUAGAAGUCUAAGUUAUAGAUGAAGAGUCAGCUCAGAAUAAUCAGCUUGUCACAGUUUUCCCUGACGUAAACAAACCUGGUAACACACACCGAGUUGAAACGUGGGUCCAGACCUAACCCCCGACCCGUCAGAGGUUUUAGCAGCAGUACACAGGCAGUAACCUGUUUGCGCUUCUUCCUCUUACCCCCCCUUCUGCCCGUUCCGGGCUCGGACCGUCGCCCCAACUGAUGGAUGACCCACUCCACCAGGUCUCAGACUGACUCAGGGAGUACAGUUAAAUCUGCGUUGCCGUCACCCUGGUCUCGCGAGCCUCCUGUCUGCCGGACCGGCUGUAGUGAAUUUAAUCCACUACGCGGUUUGUGUGUUUGUCCGACAGGAGGAUGAGAAACAGAACUGACAACAGGACGUUACGGUUCAGACAUCAGACAGCCGAGUCACACGCGACAACAUCUCCGACAAUCAGAGCUCAAGGGCAACAAAAGGCAUCACAACCAUGUGCUGAGCGGCCGGCGUCUGGGAGCAGAGGUGGUCCUGCCGCCGUCAGGACGGACCCCGUACCCUCAGCCCUCAUUUUCACCAUCACUGGCCUUUCCUCACCGAGCAGAGUCAUACUGUGCUGUUGCUACUGCAGACAGUGAGAAACACCAAACACCCAAACCAAUAUUGUCCGCAGAGAGAAGAGAAGUGGAAGCUCGGACAGCUUGGAGCUUCCACAUGAAGUAUCACGGCUGCUAUCCUCUCCUGUAAAUGACAGUUUUGUAUGAGUUACUGUCUCCAGAUAUUUAUACUCAUGUACAACGUGAAUUGAGUCAACAGUGACAGAUAUCUGCCUCCACUGGUGCUUAAACAGACAUUUAACUCUAAAAAGGCCCAGGAGAGAGCAGAGAGACGUGAAGCCAACUUUAUUUGUUCAUUACGUAACCGUAGUGUAUCUGUGUGUGUGCGCUAGUAUGUUUUCUGUUUGUCUCUUCUGUUUUCUCUGUCCAUCUGCAUGAAGUACAUUCAUAUGUAUUUACCCAAUAAAAUCAGUAU
Molecule: messenger RNA, 4828 nt
Organism: Xiphias gladius (swordfish)
Lineage: Eukaryota; Metazoa; Chordata; Actinopteri; Istiophoriformes; Xiphiidae
Gene: cebpa
Product: CCAAT enhancer binding protein alpha
Exons: 1
Coding region: 218-1153 (311 amino acids)
Biological process (GO): myeloid cell differentiation; regulation of transcription by RNA polymerase II; DNA-templated transcription
Molecular function (GO): DNA-binding transcription factor activity, RNA polymerase II-specific; RNA polymerase II cis-regulatory region sequence-specific DNA binding
Source: RefSeq, a predicted model, not a curated record